AGAAGAAGAAGAAGGGAGAACAGACAAGAAAAAAAAAAAAAAAAAAAGAACGCAAAAGAACAAAUCCCGUGGCAAUCAAUCAAUCAAUCGAAGAGGGAUGGUGCUCCUGGGGCUAUCAGGCCGCUACUUCACGCUCGCCGUCAUCGCCGCCGUUUUCAUCAGCGGCAUCCUGUACGCCUCCUUCUACCACAUAUUCAACGGCUUGUCCUACCAGCCGAAAUCCCAGUCCCAGCUCCCGCCAUGUCGCCCCGUCAUCCCGGCCGCGGGGUCCAAUAACAACGGCGGUGCCUGUCCUGGGGACGCACCAUGGAAGUUCGAAACGGAGCGUGACGGCGAUAACUACGGCUUAAGCAGGGCGCAGUGUCAAAAGGCGUUUCCGAAGCUCUAUGUUGAGAUUGAGAAGGCGGUUGUGGCGAGGCGGGGGAGGAAUAUUACUUUUGAUGAGCUGAAUUCGAAGCCGUUGAAGACUUCGAUGGUUAGAGCUAUGGUUUAUCAGGGAGCGCUCUAUGUCAUAAAUUUCGAAGAUAUGAGAUACACCUUCAGCCGAGCAAAGGCGUCCCUAAACGCCCUCAAUCGUGCCAUAAGCGCCAUCCCAAACCCCAAUGAAAUACCCAACAUUGAAUUCAUCUUCACAACAGAAGAUUUCCACGACGACCCACACCCCGUAUGGGUGUAUUCCAAACGUGAAGACGACGGCUGGGCCUGGCUCAUGCCCGAUUUCGGCUACUGGUCCUGGCCCGAGAUCAAAGCAGGCCAAUACCGCAGCGUCCGCCAACGAAUCGCCGCCAUCGACGAAGGCACUGUGAUAAACGGCAAAGCGCACCCGCCCCUGAAAUUCCAGGAUAAGAAAAAACAGCUCCUAUGGCGCGGCGCCAUCGCCACGGCGCCAGAACUCCGCCAGGGCCUCGUCGAUGCCACAAAGGGCAAAUCCUGGGCCUCCGUGCGCCCUCUCACAUGGGCCGACGAGAAGAGCAUGCAGGAAAACUUCAUCCCGAUCGAAGAUCAUUGCAGAUACAUGUUUGUCGCUCACGUCGAGGGACGCAGCUACUCCGGCCGGGGCAAGUACCUCCAGAACUGCCGCUCGGUGAUGGUCGCGCACCAGCUGAACUGGCGCGAGGCACACCACGGCGCCCUGGUUGCUGCCGGCCCGGACGCCAACUACGUCAAAGUGAAACGCGACUUCUCCGACCUGGAGUCCAAGAUGAACUACCUACUGGACAACCCGGAUGUGGCGGAGAGGAUCGCUGAGAAUUCGGUGCGCACGUUCCGGGACCGGUACCUGACGCCGGCGGCGGAGGCGUGUUACUGGCGCGAGCUGAUGCAUGCGUAUGCGUCCAUGUGCGACUUCGAGCCGGUGCUGUAUACUGAUUCGAGCGGGGAUCCGAAUUCGGCGCGUGGUGUGCCUUUUGAGUCGUUCGUGUUGGAUUGGAAGUUACCUGAGUCCUGAGUCAGGAUGUUAAUGAUUUCUUUUCUUUUCUUUUUUUUCCCUUUCUUGCACUAUGCAUAAAAAGGGCUAGAUCUGUUAUUUAUUUUUUUUUUCUUUUCGUCCUGCUAUUUAUAUCCACACGGCUAGAGAUUUCAGGCUUCUGUACAUUUUCAUCCUGUUAAUAUCUCAUUUUCUUAUUUUUUCUUCUUCCUGUUCUGGGACGAGUGCAUUUUUUUUUCAUAUUUAUGAUGAUCUUUUCUAAUUGUCCCCGGCGCUGUGGAUCAAGGGUGUUUUACUUUUACUCUUUUCUCGAUUCUUCAAUUGUUUGUAUAUACGGCGCCUUUUUUUUAAUUUUUUUUAAUUGUUAUUUUUACCUCAUGGACAGUGUGUACAUGUAUGUACAUGUACAUCACUAGGUUCGUUGAGUGUACCGGAUAUAUUUCUGCUUAACCUUCUCCCUGAUGAUUCCCCCUGCCCUUCUCACCCCCGGUCCCAAAUGUUAUUAUUGACAUGGCAUGGCUAGGCCUGGACGAUAGAUUUUUGUUGGUACAUUGCACAGAGACACAUACAUACAUAAAAGAAUAGACAUUAAACAUACUGAUUUAACAUGC
Blastomyces gilchristii SLH14081 is the source of this 2037-nucleotide messenger RNA. Its product is annotated as DUF821 domain-containing protein. Bases 98 to 1447 code for a protein of 449 amino acids. The transcript is spliced from 2 exons. The record is from RefSeq and is a predicted model, not a curated record. Lineage: Eukaryota; Fungi; Ascomycota; Eurotiomycetes; Onygenales; Ajellomycetaceae.